UUUGGAAGAUACUUCGUUUGUAAGACUUUGGUAUAAGAAAGAUAACGAAUUUCUUGUACCAAAAAGCGAGGAUGAUCUUCCAUUUAGUCAGUCCAAUUGCUCAUAUGGAUCCUCUUCAUUCCAAUUUGACUCAUCUGCUUCUCCAUCUAGUUAAUUAUUCUUUAAAGGAAUAUGCCACGAUAGCUGGUUUACAAUGGAACCUUAAUACUUCUGACUAUGGAAUAAUAGUGAGUACAUAUAUACAACAAAAAAGAUACUAA
Pogonomyrmex barbatus (red harvester ant) is the source of this 260-nucleotide messenger RNA. Its product is annotated as insulin-degrading enzyme-like. Gene Ontology annotation, cellular component: mitochondrion; cytosol. The record is from RefSeq and is a predicted model, not a curated record. Gene Ontology annotation, molecular function: metal ion binding; metalloendopeptidase activity. NCBI's taxonomy places the organism in Eukaryota, Metazoa, Arthropoda, Insecta, Hymenoptera, Formicidae. Gene Ontology annotation, biological process: peptide catabolic process.